Spizellomyces punctatus DAOM BR117 is the source of this 1334-nucleotide messenger RNA. RefSeq names its product anthranilate phosphoribosyltransferase. Lineage: Eukaryota; Fungi; Chytridiomycota; Chytridiomycetes; Spizellomycetales; Spizellomycetaceae. Gene Ontology annotation, molecular function: anthranilate phosphoribosyltransferase activity. The transcript has 4 exons. Gene Ontology annotation, cellular component: cytosol. Gene Ontology annotation, biological process: L-tryptophan biosynthetic process. The coding region runs from base 97 to 1170 and encodes 357 amino acids. The record is from RefSeq and is a predicted model, not a curated record.
GCAAAACUCCUCCCGUUGGACAUUGCGAUCUGGCGCCUGAUUCCUUUCAACCAAAAUCAUUUUCCUCCACUAAAUCUUUUCUGCGGGCUAGAAAAGAUGACAGCAAAUACGUUUACGCCGUAUCUCAAAUCCCUCAUUCACAACCCAACAAGCUUUUCUGCUCCACAGGCGCAUUCGGCAGCAGUGGAGAUCAUGAAUGGGAAAGCCACACCUGCCCAAAUUGGCGCAUUUCUCAUUGCUCUCAAAAACUCUUCCAAAGAGCAUGACCCGGCUAUCAUUGCGGCCGUUGCAUCCGCAAUGCGUGAAGCGGCCCUGCAAAUUCCAUUUGGGGAGGAGUUAGUUAAUGAGGGUUUGGUGGAUAUUGUUGGGACUGGAGGGGACGGACAAGAUACAUUCAACGUUUCUACCGCUGCGGGAAUUGUCGCUGCUGGGGCAGGCUGCAAAGUGGCAAAGCACGGUAAUCGGGCGUCGUCCUCAAAAUGCGGCUCCGCGGAUGUUCUCGAAGCUCUUUCAUGCCACCUCACCCACCUGACACCGGACGCCGUUCCAAGAAUCAUCGAAACUGGGGGAUUCUGUUUUCUAUUCUCGCAAACGUUUCAUCCAGCCAUGAAGAACGUUGCAGGUCCGCGGAAAGAGUUGGGCGUACGAACAAUAUUCAAUCUUCUUGGACCUCUUAGUAGUCCAGCAAGACCCAAACGGGUUGUAGUAGGAGUGCAUUCAACAUCCAUCGGACCGCUCAUGGCAGAAGCACUGCGACUAAGUGGAGUCGAACGAGCGUGGGUGGUGUGUGGCUCCAUGGGUCUCGAUGAGAUUGCACCAGAAGGCAAGACCCACGUCUGGUCUCUCGAACCCAACGGCGAGGUUACUGAAGGCGUUGUAACACCAUCCGAUUUUAAUCUUCCUUCCCAUUCCCUGGCAGACGUAGUAGGCGGGGAUCCAGAGUUUAACUCGAAAACGAUGACAGAGUUAUUGGCUGGACGGUUAGAGGGUCCUGUGUUGGAUUUUGUUUUGUUGAAUGCUGGUGCCUUGCUGUACGUUGCGGGGAAGGCGGCUACGCUACCCGAAGCAGCUGAGAUGGCGAGGCAAAGUAUCAUAAGUGGAAAAGCAAAAGAGGCAUUAGAGUCCUUUGCAGCGGAGACCCAGAGAUUGAAAGAUGCGGUAGUCCGAUAGCACCACGUAGUUGUAUAGUUCAAGUCACGGUAUGAUACGCAUAGUUGAUAUGUUUUGCAAAUUAGAGAGAGAAUCGCAUUCCUGGCAUGUAAGGAAAAAUAGUAGAUCUUUAGGAAUUAAAAGCUAUAUAUAUUGAUAAUGACAAAUGACCGAUGAGAAAUCUA